This is a messenger RNA of Suillus subaureus, 1012 nucleotides long. RefSeq names its product acyl-CoA N-acyltransferase. Gene Ontology annotation, molecular function: protein-N-terminal amino-acid acetyltransferase activity. Lineage: Eukaryota; Fungi; Basidiomycota; Agaricomycetes; Boletales; Suillaceae. The record is from RefSeq and is a predicted model, not a curated record. Gene Ontology annotation, biological process: N-terminal peptidyl-methionine acetylation. Bases 129 to 701 code for a protein of 190 amino acids. The transcript is spliced from 6 exons. Gene Ontology annotation, cellular component: NatC complex.
UGUUGUAUAAGCGUGGGAAUAUUGAAGGUCCAUCGGAGACCCCGCCAUGGACUUUGUAAUUUCGGUCGCGUGCUCGCCUCGAGGAUGAGUCGUGUUUCCGCUCUUGCUCCUGACCUUUAUCUGAGACAAUGACUGAAAUACUGUACAGACAGUAUGUAGGCGAAUCUGAUUUACCACACAUUAUGGCGCUCGUGCAGAGUGAGCUCAGUGAGCCGUAUGUCAUAUACACAUAUCGCUAUUUUCUCCAUCAAUGGCCACAACUUUCUUUUCUCGCAAUACCUGCGGGAUCGUCGGAACCGAUAGGCGUCAUAGUGUGCAAGCAGAGUAUGCACAAGCAUGCCUCGAAUAGAGGCUACAUCGCCAUGCUCAGUGUUAGCAAGAGCUGGCGCAAACGUGGUGUAGCAAGCACGUUGGUCAGACGAUCGGUGGAGGUCAUGAGACGACAUGGAGUUGAUGAGGUCGUUCUUGAAACCGAAUAUGAUAAUGCGCCAGCUCUUUCCCUCUACGAGUCCUUGGGAUUUAUCCGCGAGAAACGGCUGUAUCGAUUUUACCUCAAUGGAAAGGAUGCGUUCCGUUUGGUCCUCGCCGUCCCUCCAUCAGAAUUGGAUCGAGACCUUCCCCACUUCAUGAAGCUUUCUCCCACCAACGCUAUUUUCUCCUAUCCAGCUGCUUCAGACGACGACGAGGUCUCAUAUCGUUGAUGAUUCCCAGUCACACGACCAAUAUCAUUUCCCUCUGACCCUAACAUCCUAAUCUGGCUUUAGCCAUAAUGGCCCCUAGCUGUACAACAACAACACCGUCUCAGUUGUAUAACCCGUGUCAAGGCACUAGUAUACCCCACAUACAUGUGUAGUGAUAUUUGUAGUAAUAUUUUGAUGUAGUCCAUUGUUCACAGGAUCGUGAUUCGAAUUUCAGAUAUGAAGUUCCUGUCCCCGGUAGCUUACUACGGCGCAAGAUGGUGAGUGAGUGUCGUGGCAUCAAUGUCGACCUCGCGUGCAGCUAAGAAGGCGAG